AUGAUCCGCAUUCGUUGCAUGCCUUUCUCAACGCGCUCGGUACUUUGCAAACGUAUUGUAAAUCCUUUAUCCUAUCAUGGGGCCAUUAAAAAUUUCGUUGUGUCCUCAUACAUGGGUAACUGCCGCACAUUUACCUCUAUGGGAACGAAAAAACACUGUGAGGCUACGUUCACACAAUGCAACAGUAUAGUCGAGCCCGUGCUAGGGUGUGGUUGUGCAAAGCGCUUCUUCACGACGACAUCACUCGUCUCGAAUAGCGGCAAUGCUAUUACAAGCACAAACCGUAUGAUAGGGAGUGAUAUACCCCAACUGCCAUUCGCCUUUGCGACACAUCCAUCACAAGGGCGCCGCUUUUCCAGUGGGUGUUGCCUUACUCGUUAUACAGUCGCUAUAGCAAGUGUGGCAUACCACACUUCAUUUCGAGCCAUGCAUGUUCGAGGUAAAGCAACCGACGCCGAGCAAGGAAGUAGUCAUCCUGAGGGAAGUGAGCGCGAGCAUGAAGAAACUGAAGAUGGCAGGAAGAGUGAUGGCAAGAAGGCGAGAGGCGGGCAGCGGGCUAGAGCCCGCACCUUCCGAGAUCACAUUCGAGGCCUCAAGGAAGAUUAUAUGAAAUUUCCUGACAUCUAUAAUAGCGCCAAUGCCAUUAACUUUGUUAUAUUCACUGUCUUCUGCCUCUGCAGUACUGGCAGCAACACUGAGGAAAAGUGGUGGAUGGAUCGAUGGGGCCUGGACAACACGUUUCACCCGUCAGCCUGGCUGCUCCACUCGUUUCUCUGCCAAAAUUUUCUGGCUAUGACAUACGCCAUGAUCCUGUUGCACACCAUGUGCCAUGCCAUGCUGCCGACCGUCGGAUCGAGGGGAUUGUUAAUCUACGUCAGCGCCACCGCAGCUAUAUCCGGACUCAUUGUGUGGCUCGGCAAUCGUCUGUACUAUGGUCCACAUAAACCGGCUCCGGAGAAGCAGUUCGGGCCUUGGGACGUAGUAUCUGCUUUGUUCGUAAUGGAGUACCUUCACUACGGUGUUACCCCUAUAACAAUUCUAAACAGUUUUAACAGCUGGAUUCGCUAUGCGGUAUGGGUUGGGGAGAUCUGCGUUUUAUGUUUGGAUUGGCAAACAACGGUCGUGGGUACUGCUGUCGGAUUGGCGCUUUGUAAAGGGGUUCCUCGCUUCCGGGUUGCAAAGGUCACGGGUGUGUAA
Messenger RNA from Phytomonas sp. EM1, 1197 nucleotides. NCBI's taxonomy places the organism in Eukaryota, Euglenozoa, Kinetoplastea, Trypanosomatida, Trypanosomatidae. The record is from the annotation of a GenBank genome assembly.